Messenger RNA from Ostrea edulis (European flat oyster), 1060 nucleotides. RefSeq lists its product as uncharacterized. The record is from RefSeq and is a predicted model, not a curated record. The transcript is spliced from 5 exons. The coding region runs from base 184 to 927 and encodes 247 amino acids. Lineage: Eukaryota; Metazoa; Mollusca; Bivalvia; Ostreida; Ostreidae.
AUCCGUGGCUUUGAGUCAUACAUGUAUUAAGUUGGCGAGAGGAGCAGUAUGCAUAGACUAAGAAGAUGUUAUAAGUACUAUGUACUUGUACAUCGCAGGCUGAACGUGUAUAAAUAUUCAUGUACGAUCAAUUUAUGUAGACCAUUUGUGAAUUUUAAAACAGGAGACAUUGCCAACUAGGAAAUGAGAGGGCGAAAGGACUCAAGCAGUGCAGCCGAAGAUAACGAAGAAAUUUCAACAGAUUCCUCAACUAGAAGAACAACAGCAACUCUUGGAGCAACAACAAGAACUCGAACACAAAUCUUGACCAGCAGAACAACAAGUUGGACUGGAGUUACUGGAGAAACUGCAAGUUCUCCAACAGCAACGACAUCAGGAAGUGGAAUCAUAGGGAAAAAUAACCAAACAUCCCUGCCGACUGUUAGAGGACAAGAGGACACAGUGGGUUUACAUGCCGUAUUGAUUCCCACUUUCUUUGGUCUUGCCAUCAUUGUAUCCCUGGUCUUUUGUUUGGUGUACAAAUCAAAAGUAAAGGAUGUUUGGAAACAUGUCGUAAAGCCGUCACAUGGAAUAAAGAACAGAGUGAAGCAUAAUUUCAAUACUUUGAACGAAGUGAAAGAAGGAAACCAGCCACAUGUUGAUCCAUCUGUGUAUUCAGUGGUGGAGAACCAAGUUGUGGUUUCGUCACUUCCGGUGAACUAUCCCAAUCACCAGCAAACAGUUGAAUUGGAUGAUAGUUAUAGUGCAUUAGAUAGAAAAAAUAACACAGAAGAAAACAAACAAUACGAUUGCACGGAGUAUGAUAUGUUGAAUCAUUCGAACCGCAACACAGUAACCAAUAGCAGCGGAAAUGUCUACAGUAGUGUGAACGCAGCUUGUGUCACUAGGCAAGACAUAACACUCAAUCCGUACGCCAUUUAUCAAUGAUUUUACAUUAAUGUUGUUUUUACAUAAGAAUUUUGUUCGUUGAAAUUUCAAUUUGAUAUGUUGUACAUACUAUAUAUUUUUUUUAUAUAUAUAUAUAUAUGAAAAGUGAUAAUAAAUAUGAUAUUUAAAAACA